AAAAGUCGUCCACGGCCUCAGGUUGGUGUGUGAUGGGAGUUCUGUUUGGCCUGGGAGCAGCGGCGGCGGCACCGGCCUCUGCUCGGUCCCGGAUAGCUGUCACCGUUGCCUCUAAAUCUUCCUCCCCCUCUGUCAAACUCCAGUCAUCUUCAACAGAUAUUUCUUCAUACUGAAAGUCAUCGUCACUUUCAGUCGGAACACCCUCGUCUUUUUCUUGCUUUUUGUUAGUUGCGCUCAUGGUUGUCAUUGACAUAUCCAGCGAGAGGAAGUUUGAUGUUGCUAUAGUGACGAAUCGACCGUUCAACGCGAGAUCUCAACAGUUCCCGUUUUGCCCCAUCCCAUCCGUCAUCAAACAAUCAUGGCGGACUACCGAGAGGCGCCCUUGGCCACUCGGCCUAAAACGCUGGACCCAAAUGAGUAUUUCAACCUCUCACCGGAGCAUCGACGGUGCGAAGAGGAGCGGGCAGCACUAAGAGCGAAUCUAAAGAGACAGUAUCAGAUGCAGCUCAACAACCCGCAUAGACAAGAGCUCAUUGAAGACCCUGCCCUGGUACGCUGGGUGCACGCACGCGCCAACCCCCACCUAUACUUCAGGCCCACAUUCAAGACAUCGCUGCUGGGUACACUGUUUGGAGCUGUGCCUCUCAUUGUCCUGUUCUUCGGCUUCAAGGUGGACAGGAAUAGGAAGGAGGAGAAGAUUAAGGCUGGAACCAUCAAGCGCGAAUUCAGUUUGUCAUCAUGAGCUCCGAUGUAUAAAGACCUCAUUUAUGUUCUAGUGAUACCAGUGCUUGUAAUUAUUAUUAUCCAAAUAAAGUGAAAUCGUCAAAAACAA
Molecule: messenger RNA, 832 nt
Organism: Scatophagus argus
Lineage: Eukaryota; Metazoa; Chordata; Actinopteri; Scatophagidae
Gene: ndufb4
Product: NADH:ubiquinone oxidoreductase subunit B4
Exons: 3
Coding region: 359-742 (127 amino acids)
Cellular component (GO): mitochondrion
Source: RefSeq, a predicted model, not a curated record